AUGCACGAUCAGACUGUUAUUAGCGCUUCGUAUGGAAUAUCUAAUUUAAUCCUGCAACACCUUCAACAGUUCUAUGAGAGAGCACGUGCUUCCUUCUGGCACUUGGUACAGAGCUCCCUGACUAGCAAGCUUCUAACAGCCAAGGGAGUUGGCUGGAAGAUCUUUUUGUACAGCGGCUGGAGUCUGAGAAGGCCAAAAAACUUAGUAACCAAACUGUCCCACAGUCUGCGAGCGCAAGCCUCCCCAGAGAGCAUUUUCACGAACCACAGCAUCUUAGAAGGGACAACACUUACUCUCUCCUCUCGUAGGCAGAAUCCGCUGGAAAGUUCCUGGAGCACCAAGUUUGCGCAGCACCGGCGCGCUCGAGUGCGCGCUGGCCGCCCGGGCGCAGGCGGGAAGGCGAAGGCGAAGGCGAAGGCGAAGGCUGCUCGCAGACCACGGCCCGGCGGGACCACACCGCCGCUCCCCAGGGCCUGCCCCGCUCAGCGCGAGGACGGCGGCUGCGCCCUGCGCUCCGGGCGGGCGGGAGACGCACGGAUCCUCUCCUGGAAGGCAGCUGCGAACCGGGACGCCGAGCUCAGCGCAAAGGCUCCAGCAGCCAAGGCCGGCGGGUGUGGCCGGGCGGCAGAGGGGUUUUGGAAUGCCGGGUGUGGCCCUCUGCCACGGCAAAAAAGAAAUGAGUCAGCCUGUUCAAUCCUAACCAAUAAGCAUGUUCACUGUCGGUUAAGGCGGAACUUUCCUUUCUUGAUUUAUAUCAGGCUUAGCAGUCUUUCACAGCCUUUUUUCUUUAAGCCUUUAACAACUUCAGCACAACUUCUAGAAAGUGGUAGAUUGCUCUUUAAAAACUCUUAUGAAACAAGGAUUAAAGUUGUUAUGAUACUUAUCAGUAGAUGUCCGUUCGUUUUUAUAGUAAAAGUUUUUGAGUUAGGUAGGGACUCUGAGUGA
Messenger RNA from Sciurus carolinensis (gray squirrel), 945 nucleotides. RefSeq lists its product as uncharacterized. The transcript has 3 exons. NCBI's taxonomy places the organism in Eukaryota, Metazoa, Chordata, Mammalia, Rodentia, Sciuridae. Bases 1 to 945 code for a protein of 314 amino acids. The record is from RefSeq and is a predicted model, not a curated record.